AGAGGCGGUUUUGUUCUUCUGCAAGUAGGGAGUGGAGUCUAAAACGGUGUGUAUUGAGAGAGACAAGAAUGUCUUCUUCUGGGCUUCGCAACUUCUUGCCCUUCUCCAGGCUCUUCAGGCAGCUGGAGCAAGAGGUGGAAACUGUGGUAAAUGUGCUGCAGCCUGGACCAUUAGGAAUCAUAGAGCACAAGUUCUCUGCCGAGGAGAUUCGCAAGGCGAGUGCCACAGUUCGUAUGGCAGUAGAGAAUUGGCGACGGAUCGCGAAACUCGAGGAGAGUACUGGGGUCUUACAUGAUUAUAUUCACAAGUGAAGGAAACACCGGGGGAGCCAUUCUCAGUGGAUGAGUGGAAAUUUUUGAAAUUUUGUUCUUGUACAGAAUACAUAGAAGCUUUUGGUACCCGGUUGGAGUGUUGUAUCUUUGUGACUUAGAAACUUCAAUGCUCAAGGAAAUCUAUGAAUGUUUUUCCUUUGCUACCAACCACUGUGAUUUUACAGUACGUAAUUCACCCCCAUUUACCAUCGUAUGCAUUGCUAUUACAACUAUGUAACUAU
Messenger RNA from Morus notabilis, 553 nucleotides. RefSeq lists its product as uncharacterized. Bases 69 to 311 code for a protein of 80 amino acids. Lineage: Eukaryota; Viridiplantae; Streptophyta; Magnoliopsida; Rosales; Moraceae. The transcript is spliced from 2 exons. The record is from RefSeq and is a predicted model, not a curated record.